AUGAGGACGACGGACGCCGCCGGACGCGCCUGCCGCCACGGACGAGGACGCGCUGGACGCCCUGUGGCUGUGCCUGCAACCGCAAAACGGUGCGUGGUGCGUGUGCCGCUCGGACGCGCGCUGCAGAAUACGCUGGACUACGCGUGCGGCGGCGGCGCCGACUGCAAGCCCAUCCUGCAGAACGGCGCCUGCUUCGCGCCAGACACCAUCAAGGCCCACUGCUCCUACGCCGUCAACAGCUUCUACCAGCGCAACAACCGCAACAACCAGAACCCGCAGGCCUGCGUCUUCUCAGGCACCGCCGCGCUCUCCAACAACGACCCGAUGCAGCAGGAAGGUAGCAAGCCCUCGCCAACAACAGUUCCAGCCUUUGUUGGUUCCAGAACUCUACUGGAUUCCUUCUUCACCUGCAGUAGGAUCCCUGGAUAA
Miscanthus lutarioriparius is the source of this 429-nucleotide messenger RNA. The record is from the annotation of a GenBank genome assembly. NCBI's taxonomy places the organism in Eukaryota, Viridiplantae, Streptophyta, Magnoliopsida, Poales, Poaceae.